Molecule: messenger RNA, 4209 nt
Organism: Notodromas monacha
Lineage: Eukaryota; Metazoa; Arthropoda; Ostracoda; Podocopida; Cyprididae
Source: the annotation of a GenBank genome assembly
CCAGAUCACCGAUGGGUUCGAACCGCGCAGCUUCCGAAAUCCGAUCGAUUCCUAAGAUGAACUGGAGUGCAGUGGCGGUAAUGUCGUUCGUGGCGGCUUUCGGCGUCCCCGUGACGAUGGCAGCGAUCUUCGUGCCUAGUCAGCCGAUGGUUAAUGAAAUCCAGACGAGAGCGAAGUGUGGCGGAACAUUCGCCGAGAAGCACGGCGUCGUCGCGACGCCCAAUUUCCCGAACCCGUUUCCGGUCCCGAUCGAGUGCAAGUGGAUUUUCCGCGGUGCUCCCGGAGACCAUAUCACGGUUUACCUUACUCAAUUUUACCUCAAAGAAGGCUUCCACGCUGCAGCCUACGGAUUCUAUUCAGACGAUCACAUUUUUAUGGCGAAAGAUGACCUCGGGUCCGUGGCAGCCGACGAGUCCGUGGCUUACAUCUCGACGCGAAAGCCUGUUCUAGUCCUCAGCCUCAGCCUCAUGUCGACAGAGAAUGUGAACCUCCGGGUGAGGGACAGGUUCCUGGACGUGUAUGGAUUUAACAUCACCUACGAAAUGCGACGUCCGCGGUCACGGAAUUUCGUCUGCACCGUUUUUACCUGCUCAUUCAACGGGCAUUGCUUAGCGUCAUCGUCCUUCCGAUUCUACAAAUGCCAAUGCUUUCCCGGGUUUUUCGGAGCAAAUUGUCAAUAUGGGCCCGGAUGUGACCCGGAGAGACACGUCGAAGUGUGUCAGAACGGCGGGAGGUGCAGCUAUGUUACGGGACCAACAGGAAUUCAAUGCACGUGUCCACCGGGAUUCACUGGGUCACGAUGCGAAACGAUCUAUGCCGAUGGAAUUCAGAAACAGUGUGAACUCGCGGGAGUAAAUUGCACUCAGGUUUGCUCUUUAGAAGAAAACAAACCUGUGUGCUCAUGCAACAAAGGAUUUGAAUUGGCCGAAGACAACGUAUCCUGUCAUGAAACUGGGGUGACAAGAUACGUGGCCAGUCUGAAGUUGAAAAAUCUUCACAUCGAUCCCCUGCGAGUGAACCGUUCGUCGUCAGAUUACAUCGAACUAAAAAGCAAAAUCGAGACGCCUCUCUCCGAAUAUUUGCAGACACGUUUAACAAACAGCGUCGAGUUGGAAAUUUACGGAUUUCAUCCGGGGGCAAUCGUUGAGUUCCAGUUCCUUGCGCUGAAUGACGAGAGCGGAUUGGCCAGAGACGCGUUGGCGGAAAUCGUGAAUAAUGGCUCCCUCGGAAACGUUCUCAAGUUCGACUCGCAUUUCAUCAAGUUCGAACGGGAGCCUACUUUAAAUCUGCAGAAAGUGGACCGAGACGUGCCGUCGCCGGCGGAGCUGGGCUGGAACAUGACGCUGACGUGCAUCGCGACGGGGACUCGGGAACUGUCGUUCCAAUGGUUCAAAGACGGAUCGCGGGUUGCGGUGUCCAAGGCAAUGCGGCCGUGUAAGGAAAUCCUGUGGCCGCGGAAUUCGAGAAAUCAAUACACGACGCAGUUGAUCAUCGGGAAUAUUCAUCGCAUCGACGCCGGCGUUUUCACAUGUCGGGUGACUGAUUGGAACAACUCCCAGGAGAGGUCGAUCCUCGUCAAAGUGCAAACGCCUCCUGUCGUCAUCUUGGAACCACCCGGGGAAAUUACCAUCCUCAAGAACGCCAAUUUCUCUGUAACGUGCAUGGCGACAGACGACACCGGUCAAAAUGGGUAUACAUGGAUGAAGAAUGGUCAAUUGAUAAAUGACGAGAUCGACAUCAUGUCUGAAGACCUUUACCCCGACGGAUCUCGGUUAUACCUGCAUGACAUUAAGUCCAGGACAAAGGUGACGUGUCUGGUGACGAACACUGCUGGGAAAAGUUCAGCAUCGAUGUACAUAACACCAAUGGAUCCAGAAGACGACAAGGAUGACGUUUGCAUAAAACAAGAGUCCUUUGGCAUCUCUUGGCCAGUCACCAUGAGAGGCCAGACAAGUUUGCAGCUCUGUCCACAGCAUCACGAGGGAUAUUCAAGACGUGCGUGCGACUUUGAGUACGCAGACCGGAAACCGACAUGGGGUGCCCCAAAUUUCGACAAUUGUCGACCGUCAGUCAUCUUGUCGCUUCGGAAUAAGCUGGAAGCACUGAGAUUCGGAUACGAAGUCAUUGAUCCGACGGCUGUCCCUGAGGAGAUUCUCACCGACCUCGCGAGGCGUGCCCCAGUUCUCCCGCAAUCUGGUGUCGAUGUCCUGCACAUCAUGCGCGAAACGAGUGACUACAUGAUAACCCUGGAAAUGACUGCCCGUCUCAGGCAAUCCAUUCAGGAUUUCAGCCACUUAUCCACCGCGAUCAACGUCAUGCAAAAUCAUUUCUCGGCGAAUCGAUUCGGAGAGCUGCAGAAAACGUUUGCUCUAUUCCGCCAAAACUUCGCCUACUUCACGGCUAACUUUCUGGAAAACGAUGAAAAGUUCCCCUUUGAAACUAAGUAUGCAGAAGAACCCGACUGGGCGAUACGUGAGAAACUGCGGUUGAUCCUGGAGAAAAACUCAUUCCCGCUGGUAGACGCAGAUGAGACCUUGGAAGUCAGUGUUAUCUUCUUUCGGAACUUGUCUCAGUUUCUCCCGUCGAUGUACAUCGAGCGCCAGAAUAGUACCAGCACGGAACACGAGCACAAGUUGAUUUCGGAAGUCGUUAGUGUUUCCCUGCAAAAAGAUGGGUCUGAGGAUAUCGGUCGGAUCAACGGAGUGCUGAUUGAGAUCGAAUUUCCGAUGGAAGAUGAAAGGCUGAAUACGAGCCGCUGGGUUCCGUCGUGCGGCCGGGGGCGAAACCUGGGGCCGGGGCAUACAAUUUCCUUACGCUGGGAACCGUUCGCGUGCCCAGCAAAAAUCGUGAACUCCAGCAAAAUCAUUUGUACUUGCAAGGAAUUCGGGAUAUUCGCUUUGCUGAUUGCACCGUCUGAAAAAAAGUUAGAGGAGAAAAGUUGGGGGCUUUAUACGGAAGUAACCGUUGGAUGCGUGAUCGCAUUGACGAUCCUCAUUUCAACGGCCUUCUUCGUCCUUCUUCAAUGGUUCCGCUUAUCUGACCCCAUGGGACUCAGCAAGGGUCAAGAAGUUCUCGCUAGCAUCGCAGGAACAAGCCUCAUCCUCUUCAGCGCAAGAACUACUCUGCCCAGGGCAACGUAUCCUUACAUCAUUACAGCUCUGACCUUUUCGUUCAACCUGAUCAUUGCAUCGCAGUUCUGUCGCCCGAUUUUCGUGUACGUCGGUUACAAUUUGAUCCCAACGCUCAGAGGACAUCGCAUGAAGAUCACGAUCUUAAGUUGGGGUUUACCGUGCAUUUCGACUGCUGCUGCGAUGGCCGCUCAAGAGAUGCAAGGUUGGGACCUUGACAGCUGGUGGCUGGUGCAAGACAGCAUGUUUUUCUACGGCUCGGCCAUCCCAUUCUUCAUUGUCCUCAUUCUUUACUUCUGGGUCUAUUUCCUGGCCAUGUCUUCAAUUCGAAGACGUCUACUUGAAGCAGAACGCGAUACUCCGGACGAGAAAAGUUAUGCAAGACUUUUCCAACGUGCUCAUCGCGAACACAGCCUUUUGCAGCGUUCCAGUCUAGUAGUUUGGACUACGAUGAUUUGGUUCAUAGCCAGCGUGUACUUCGCCAAUGACCCUGAGUCUGGUCCAAAAACCUAUUUCCUGAGCAUUGCCCUCAUCAUUCACGCAUUGGCCAAUUGGAUCUUCUAUAUUGCAAAAAGCGAGUACAGAAGGCCACUCUGGAGAACCAUUUUGUAUGUCCAAGAAUUUUUUGGUGAUCCUGACGUUUAUGCAAAAGUCAUGGAUGGAGAUGACGAAAAGAGUAUUGAGGGCGGAAAGGAUCACAAUCCGGAAAAGUGCCGGAGUUCAGACAAGAGCAAAACAUCGUCAUCCGCCAGCUCGUCCAAGACUAAACGGAGCAGUCUGGAUACCUUGCCGAUGGAUGAUCGCCUCAAUGGCAAAAUCGAGCAUGCUUCCCGACCUUAUAAUGAUGGCUUCCUAUCGUCAUCUCUCGUAGACCAAAUAGACGUGCAUCCUUGAGGGUUUUCCUGGGUUAUUUUUGAGGAGAAGGGGAAGGAUUUGACGGCGCUCCUUCUAUGAUUGACGAAACCCCGUAUGCCGUCGCUUUUGCCGUCCGCAACUCCUGGGCACCUUUGGUGAAUCAUACCUUGAUGUUUCAUGUUUUAUUUUCAUGCUUGGAACUGGGAAAAAGGAAGCUUUUUAUGAA